Molecule: messenger RNA, 5909 nt
Organism: Triplophysa dalaica
Lineage: Eukaryota; Metazoa; Chordata; Actinopteri; Cypriniformes; Nemacheilidae
Gene: auts2a
Product: activator of transcription and developmental regulator AUTS2 a
Exons: 20
Coding region: 700-4551 (1283 amino acids)
Source: RefSeq, a predicted model, not a curated record
UCGCGGAGAGGAGCAGCGUCGCUUCCUCGCAGGAUUUAUUUGUUUGUUGGAAGAAUUUCUCUUUUGUCUUUUUUCCAAAGAAGCUCGCUUUCCGAAUGACGACGGCUUGUCCGCACGUCUCUACUCCGCUCGCCAGGCGUUGCGUGCGUUGGUUUUGUCCUGCAGGCUUUGUGUUUUGGUGGAUCUAGAGCUGGAGAAGGAGGCAGUGCCAGGCGCUGCUGCUGCUGCUGUGGGCUGGACCGGACACGGAUGGGAAGGUGUCAGACUGCACUUAACAGAAGGCCAGUUCAGUGAAGACAACCAUGUGGAGACCUGUUACAGCUCUGUUGGAAGACACUUCAAGUCACCUGCCAGUUUGUAUCACCUAAACUAGGGGAAGUUGGGCUACUUUUUAGUUUGGAGGCGAUCAACAGGAUACGAUUUUGAGUAUCUGUGCUUGUGGAUGUAUGCAUUUAUUUCUCGGAAAUCUCAUGUGCACAUUCAAACAAAGCACCAUAACCUCACCUGAGCUUGGGAUUUGGAUAAUUGCACCUCUUUCCCUGGAGUACAAUAGUUGAGCGUUCACUUACAGGUGUUUUUUGGGGAAUUGUGGGAAUUGUGAGUUUUCAUUGAAAGGCUUUCAGAUCUGCAGCCAGUACCAGCGACGGCUGAGAGCCUCCAGGCAGGAAGUGUUCGGUGGUGAGUGUGUCAUCAGGUGAAAUGGAUGGCCCGCGGUGCAGCGGGAUUCGGAAAAAGCGGAAGUCUCGAUCCGUGCGAGACCGCGAUCGUGUGUCUAACGGGAUGAGGAAUAACCAUGUCCGGGGCUCCGUGCGGCGAUUCUCCUCGGAUUCCGAGAAGGAUGACCGCACCAAUCCCCCAGCUUCCUCACGACCAAGGCCACCAAGGAGGAAGAGGAAGGAGUCUACCUCAGCAGAGGAAGACAUCAUUGAUGGAUUCUCGAUAUCAGGAUUUAUAACGUUGGAAGCACUUGAGAAGGACAUGACGCUGAAGCCCCACGAGCGAAGGCAGAAUCAAGCAGGACCUCUGCGCAAGAAGAAACCCAGCAAAGUGCCGAACGGGCUGAGCUUUGACCUACACAAAGACAGGCUCCACCACAACAACCACCAACACCAUCAUUCUGACCAGGAGAACAACCCUCGCCUGGCCCAUACACACAGCAAGAAGAAAAAACAGAAGAAACACAGACUGCUGAAGCCGGGCCAGAACAACUGUAAGGUCAGUGACAGCGAGAGCGUGAGUGGAGAAUCCAAACCCUCCAUCCGGAGCAGCUCCAGAGACAGGUUGACAGACUGUGACAGCGAGACUGACCAAGAAGACAAGCUUUCAGCUUUUCGGCUGCUUUUCUCCGGCCCCCCGAAGCCACUUUCUGCAACAAGACAGGGCUCAGAUGCCAGCUCAGAGAAACUCUUCAGCACAGCUGCAGUUAAAGUUCCAGAUUUUAGCGUUGACACGCUCCACGACAAUGCCAGCCAGGAGCUGCGAGGCCUGGGCAUUCCCAAGGUGUCUGGCCUAGAGCGCAGCCAGGAGAAGAGCCAAGAGACCUCCCAAGAUCUCCCUUCGGCCACCCCCUCACCGGUGUCCACCUCCCGUCCCAAACCUCCCCUCCCUGCCCCACUUCUUCUUCAGCCACCCCCAUCCAACGGGCCGUUACCCUUGCCUAGGAGCCAAACCCAGCAUCCUUGCCAGGAGCACCCGCUUAGACCCCCAACGCUCCCUACCACCCUGUCUCUCGCCCAGAGCCAGGAGGCCUCUCAGGCAGCCCCUCCCCAGCCCCAACACCCGCCCGAGCCGCCAUCUCACCCACGGCCACCCCCUACCCCAGGCAUCUAUCACCACCCUCCGUCACCAGUGCUACCAGCUCAGCAGAACCCCACUCAACUUCUGCAGCACAGACCACCCUCAAGGUGCCACCCGCGCCCGGUUUCAACCUACAACGGCAACAUAAACCUGAACGGCCUGAGCAGUAGUAGAAGCAGCACUCCAGGAAAGCCCCGCGGGCCCUCUCCAGCCCCUCAUCUGCACCAUCACCAACCUGCCCCCAACGGGGCGGCAGCCUCUUUCCCCCUGCCCCUUCCGGCGAACCCCACAGCCCCACACUCCUUCCCCCCCACCCUGCCGUCCUCCACUCUUCCUCAUCACACCAAUAUGUUUGCGUCGCCUGCUGCUCUGCCUCCACCUCCUCCUCUCACCUCAAACGCUCUGCCGGUCCCCGGACACCCAGCUGGCAGUCCCUAUUCAGAACAAGAUCUUCUCCGUCAGGAACUGAACACCCGUUUCCUGGCGUCUCAGAGUGCUGACCGUGGAGCAUCGCUGGGUCCACCCCCAUACCUUCGGACCGAGUUCCACCAGCACCAACACCAGCAUCAACAUCAGCACCAGCACACACACCAACACACACACCAGCACACCUUCACCCCCUUUCCCCACGCCAUCAUGCCCACGCCGGCACCGCCCAUGGUGCGUACCCCAGCAAGAAAUUUUGAUAAAUACCCCACUAAAGUCGACCCCUUCUACAGACACAGCCUGUUCCACUCUUACCCCCCAGCUGUGACCGGCAUUCCUCCCGUCAUCCCGCCGACAGGACCCUUCGGAUCUCUGCAGGGAGCGUUUCAGCCCAAGACCUCAAACCCUCUAGACGUGGCAGCCAGAUCCGGAGCUGUCCCACACACGCUUCUUCAGAAAGACCCUCGGCUGACGGAUCCGUUCCGGCCGGUUCUCAGGAAACCAGGGAAGUGGUGUGCUAUGCAUGUCCAUAUAGCCUGGCAAAUUUACCACCACCAACAGAAAGUAAAGCAGCAGAUGCACAUUGACCCACACAAGCUGGACUUUGGCUUCAAACCUGAGUUCUUAAAUCGACCCCCUGGUCCCACCUUCUUUGGAGCGAUCCAUCACCCUCAUGAUCUCGCACGACCUGCAACACUUUUUUCAGCAGGAGGUCCCACACCUUCACCAUUUGGACACGCUCCUCACCAUCCUGGCAACUUUCUCACCCCAGCACCCCACUUAGAGCCCUUCAGCAGACCGCCUUCUUUCGGAGUUCUGGGAUCAUUAAACUCUGCAGCCUUCGGUGGGCUGGGAAACCCAGCACUCACACCAAACUCAGUGUUUGGCCACAAAGACACACCCGGCGUACAGCAGCACUUCAGCGGACCCCACGAGCCGUGGAACAGACUCCACCGCACCCCGUCCUCUUUCCCCACACCACCUCCUUGGCUCAAACCUGGAGACCCUGAACGCAGCACAUCGGUCAGCUCCCAUGAAAGAGAAAGAGAGAGAGACAGAGAGAGAGACAGGGAGAGAGAACGGGACUUGGACAAAAGGGAUUCCUCAGUCAGCAAGGACGAUAAAGAGCGGGAACCCACGGAGAAGAGACACCAGAAUCACCCAUCACCCCUUCCUGUUAAUCCCCUCAAUCUGUUGGGACAUUCCCGAUCGGCUGAACCCAACAGGAACCACAUCCAGUCCAGCGAGCCCCGGGACAAGGACAAGCCCAAAGAGCGUGAGCGAGAACGCGAGCACUCGGACUGGAAAGACUCAGACGAGCACAAAACAAAGGAGAAUCACCACACUGACAAGGACACGUCUGUCAUCCACGAUGGACGGGUUUCAGAGGACAAGCCGGCUAAUCGGGUGACAGCAUCACCGUACAUGCGGCCCGCUGGCGUAGACAGAGUGAACGGCGGCUCAAAUCGAGACAUUUUGGAGAAGAAGGGUGAGAUCACAUAUGAGAAGAAAAACAGCGAGGUUAAAGUGAAAGAGGAGAGGAAGGAGGAGCAGGACGGUCCUAGGGAAAGAACCCCGGAACAAAGAUCCACACCUCAGGCACCUCCUGCCACCGCACUCCACCCACCGUGUUCCAUGCCGAUGCCCAUGGGCAUGGCCAGCAUGCAUCCCAUAAACAGCAUCAGUGGCCUGGAGAGAACUCGUAUGGUGGCCCCUUUCAUGGGAAUCAGUCCCAUCCCAGGCGCAGAGAGAUUCCCCUACCCCGCCUUUCAUUGGGAUCCCAUGAGGGAUCCUUACCGUGGACUCGACCUCCACCGGAGAGAUCCGUUAGCUCGGGAUCUGUUGCUGAGAAACGACACUCUGCACCGCUUGGCAGCGCCCCGGCUUUACGAAGCAGAACGUUCGUACCGGGACCGCGAGCCGCAUGACUUUAACCGUGACCACCCUCACGGACUUAUUUUAGAACAUAGACGAGAACAGGAGAGGGCGCACCUCGAGGAGAGGGAGCGCCUGCACUUGCUCAGAGAGGAUUUCGAACAAGGCCGUCUACAUGCAAUGCAUCACCCCGCACUGGACGGGCACCUCACUCACCCGGGUCUCAUGGGCCCCGGACUUCCCAGCAUGCACUACCCUCGCACCAGCCCCUCCGCUGCUGCUCAGAACGGAAUCCUAAACAAAACCCCUCCCACCGCUUCACUUAGCGCCCCGCCCCCUCUUAUCCCGUCACUCGGAGCGCGAUCCGCUUCUCCCAGACGGACUACUCCACUCGGCACUGACAUCAGAGACAGACCCCCUUCACACACACACAAAGAUAUCGAGGCACGAUGAGGAUGGACAAAACACACAUGCCCUUUAUUUGUGUAUGAUGGACAAUGGAACUCAUAGCACUUGAUACUGGACUGAAGCUGUAUCAUAUUUGUGUAUAAAUUGUGUUUUUGUGUGGUUUUUCGUUUUGUACAAACCAUAAAAGACUGAGCAGAAAUGACGAUUUUUCAUUAUCUUUUAUCCGGUUUGCUCCUACAUUGGUGUAUUCUUAAACAUGUACAGUACGCCGAUCUCGAGCAAGUGGACAAGAUCUUCAACUACGGAAUCCCAAACUAAAAUGAUUUUGGAAUGUACAGGUACCUCAAUACGUCACAAAAAGGCAAAACUUGUAGAUAUGUGCAUAGUCUGUGUGUUUCUCUCCUUAAGGAAAAAAACAAGGUACAAAUAUGCAAAUGGGUGUUAUGAAAGCUUUACUUUGACUAGCUGUACAUAAUGAGCAGUGAUGAAUCGGAGAGCGCACAUUUUCACAGACUGGUUUGAGUUUAAUGCUGCAUAUUAAUGGUUUUGAGGGAUCAUAUCGUCCAAGAGACCGCAUCCCUUCUUUCAACUAUGCAACUCAUGCGUGAGCUCUCUAUAUUUCUGUCUUUCUCUUUCUGAGGACAACCAUUCUCCGCUCACCCCUUCCACUUUCCUGAUUCACACUCUGUGUAAUUCACUCUCUGUGCUUAGACAUAAACAUGACUGAGAUCGAUUUUAGUCAAGGCUUUCAAUGGCGAUCGUAACUCAAGAGUUAAACUGACGGAUCCCGAAAUCUUGAUACAUUUGUUCUUCAAGCUAUAAAAAUCUGUGUCGACAAUCUUUACAAACACACCAAUGUUUCCACACAUACAGUCAAGUAUAAAUACUGUCUUACAUCUAAAGACUGUGCUGACAUGGCAAAUCCCAUCAUGACCCAAUGAUGUCACGAUACAAGAGUGUAAUGUUUCGAGUAAGGAAAGCUGGACAAUUCCCUAUCGGUCUAAUUGUGUAUUAAAGUGUUAUGUAUCUAUGAAUUGAACAAGCAAGUUGUAAGCUAUGGACAGUUUGUUUUUAAUGAGCAGAGAUCUAUUUUAGUAGUCCACGGGAGGGUUAGUCGUGCGCUUUUAAACUCUGUGAAAUUCAGAUGUUGUGCAGUGUUUUUUCUUUUGAUUUUCUCUUUGGUUUUCUUGAAAUCAAACAUUAAAAUGUCCACUGAAGCAGUAGUGGGUAGUCAAUACGUAUUGCAAAGAGAUUGUAAGGAACUUUUUUGCUGUUUAUCAUGUACGUAAAAAAAUGAAGUCCUUUCUAGAUCAUGUAAAAAAAGGGUGAGGCGACUCAGCAUGCUCCUCAGUUAAACUUGUGUUAUGUAAAUUGUGCCAUGUUAUUAAAAAAUGUGAACUAAC